Molecule: messenger RNA, 3834 nt
Organism: Lethenteron reissneri (Far Eastern brook lamprey)
Lineage: Eukaryota; Metazoa; Chordata; Hyperoartia; Petromyzontiformes; Petromyzontidae
Product: cytochrome P450 2C20-like
Biological process (GO): xenobiotic metabolic process
Cellular component (GO): intracellular membrane-bounded organelle; cytoplasm
Molecular function (GO): iron ion binding; heme binding; oxidoreductase activity, acting on paired donors, with incorporation or reduction of molecular oxygen, reduced flavin or flavoprotein as one donor, and incorporation of one atom of oxygen
Source: RefSeq, a predicted model, not a curated record
ACCAUGAGUACUGCUGCUGGAGAUAAAAAUGGGUGGUCUGUUACUCCAUGUUCACAGUUUGAGGGCGUGCCUUCAAAUUAUUGGGACUGUGGUGCGCAGAAGUUGCUGGAUCUGGCAGAUGUGAGAGGCGUUGGCGAGGAGCUGGAGACAUCAGAUGCAUGAGCAGUGAUGAGUGACUUAUUAAGCCUCUUCUGACAAGCAAGCCAGGAUCGGGACUCAAGACAACUUUUAGUGCACUCUACUACUUGAGCUGUGCGUUCACUCUGCUGACUGCCCUACAACACAGAACGACAAGAUGGGGCAGCUGGCUGAUGAUGUCGCAACUUCGCCAGAAUGGAAAUCCUUGAUAACAAGUCAAGUGCUGAUCAGCCUGGCCGUGAUCUGUAUGGUGUUCCUAACCGUACGGGCUGCCCUGCAAGUAGUGGGGUCAACAAUCUGCCCAGUGGGCUUCCCUCCUGGUCCUAAACCAUUACCGUUGCUGGGGAACAUCACUGCAUUUAGUUGCAAGAAUCCCCACAUUAGCAUGCAAGAAUUGGCCAAAAAAUAUGGAGAAGUCUGUACCAUAAUGUUGGGGAGUACGCCUGUUGUGUUGGUGAGCGGCUACCAGGCAGUCAAAGAGGUCCUGGUGAAUCGAGGUCAUGAGUUUGCUGACCGACCAAUAACUCCUAUUUAUACUAAACUCACUAACAACAUUGGUAUCGUAUUAGCACCAUAUGGAGACGCAUGGAAGGAGCAGCGCAGAUUUGCUUUGUCAACAUUGCGCAAUUUCGGCUUUGGAAAGGCAACAAUAGCUGACAAAAUAAUGAUAGAAGCGACGUACCUAAUAGAAACUUUCAAACACGAAACCUCAGCGUUUGACCCUCACUUGAAUUUAAACAAUGCUGUGGGCAACAUAAUUUGCUCCCUCCUGAAUGGGAUCCGAUAUGAUUAUAACGAUGAGCAGUUCCAAAAGCUUACGUACAUAGUUGACAAUCUCGUGCAGUUACAAGCAGAUCCGCUGGCAAUACUGUGUAAUGUUUUCCCAUUUUUGCUAAAGUUGCCUGGGCCAUGGCAGAAAGUGUUCCAUUUUCGCACAAAGUUGCAAUGCUUCCUCAAGGAUAUAGUAUCUGAGCACCGUGCCACAAGAGAUCAACACAACCCCAGGGACCUGAUUGACUCAUAUCUAGCUCAGAUGGAUCAGGAGAAGGAUAAUCCCAACAGCAGCUUUACUGACCAGAACCUCAUUCAGGUAUUGAUGGAACUUUUCAUCGCUGGCAUGGAUACGACCUCCAACACACUGCGCUGGGGCCUCCUCUUCAUGAUGAUGAACCCCGACAUUCAAGCCCGAUGUCAUGAGGAGAUUGACAGAGUUGUGGGAUCCGAGCGACCGCCAUGUAUGAAGGACAGACGCAGCCUGCCCUACUUGGAUGCUGUGAUCCAUGAGAUACAGCGCUUUGGUAACGUUGUUCCACUUGGAGUUUUGCACGCUACAUCUAAAGAUGUGCAGUUCCACGACUACUUGUUUCCAAAGGGAACCCAUGUAAUGGUAAACCUCAUGUCUGCUCUUCACGAUGACAUCCACUGGAAAACACCAAAUAAGUUUAACCCUGAUCACUUCCUUGAUAAAGAUGGCCAGUGUGUCCAGUCGGAUGCUUUCCUGCCAUUCUCUGCUGGUCCCCGUGUCUGUUUGGGGGAAAGUUUAGCCAAGAUGGAGCUUUUCCUCUUCUUCACAUCUCUCUUGCAGCACUUUGAAUUUUAUUGGCCCAACUCCAGUCUCUCCUCCCACUUUAGCUGCCAAAUUCAGUACCACUCUAUCACCACACCCCUAUAAAUUAGGGCUACGCAUACGCAACUCACCGUAGCUAAGACAAAACUUUGACCUAUAUACGUCUUAAUGUGUAAAACUAAACACCUUUUGUCUUGGCUUUUUACGUAUUUUUUUGCAAAUCCUGGAAAUUUUCAUUAGACCAAGGUCCAUAGCUAAAUAUUGUAAUGUCCAGUUGCAGGAACAGUCAAUUUAAAUUUAAUGAUAUGCAGUAUAAUCCUUUGCUUCAAUAAAUAUACGUAUGUUAAGACUUUAAUACAUCUACUAUACAGUAUAAAGGAUACUUAAACUGUCGUAGUUUUUAAUAUUAAUUUUAGGUUUGAUCCCAGUCUCUCGGCUCCUGGAGUAAUGUCUCUGUCAACAUACUUACGUAAAUUCAUUACACUCCCUAUAUCCAUAUACCAGCAUAGACAUUACCUCACAGUACUCACACUUUUAAUGAUACAAUAAUACAAAAAAUAUGAAUCCCCGUCUGAUUAAAGUAACCUUACUAUUGUGAGCUCUGAAUUGAACAACAACAUAACCAUUAUCCUGUCAUCAUUCAACUGCUCACCUGCAAAGCUGACAGUUGUUAUGUUCAAGUGUGGUGGCAUUAAAAUACAUAUUGUUUGAUGUUUAAAUUUGGGGACCACUGGUUGAGAGGUGAGGCCACACUUGUGCAGCCACCGUAUAUUUUUCUUGCAGUGCAGGUUCGAGUAAUUCCUUGGAUACGUUAUGGCACAAAGGUGGCCUAGGGUAAGGUAUCAAGCAUUGUGUAAUGAUUAGCACACUGGACUUGCAAUCCACAGAACAAUGGUUAAAUGUUAUAUCAUGGCACAGUAGUGGAAGUAGUGCAGCCUAUGUCCACUCAGCAUUAUUAAUGGUUAUACCACAAUGAAGUUGAUCAGCUAGUAACGCGCGGUGGGGUGAACUGUGACUAGGCCCACCUUUUUUAGCACAUGGAAGAGUAGGCCAAAUACCCUCUGGAGCUCCCUCAAGUGUAGAGGUGUAAGCAAGCAAUUGCAGGCACACUCUUUUACUUUUUGACUGAAAAAAGGGCAAACUUACCCAGUUUUGUCAGAUAUAACAAAGGUAGAGAAUCGCCAGAUAAACCUCAAAAAGUCACCAGAUAUCGCUAUUUUAACAUUUUAAAGUUGGCAAAAAUGUCGCCAAAAAUACGUAACUUGAAUAAAUGAGUUUAACACGUAGGCUUUCGCGGCCAAGUGAAGGCUUUACCAUUCUGGCGAAUUGCCCGAUGAUGCUGCAUGUAAUUACCAGGGAAACGUCGUACUAAAAAAAUCUGUAAAUGUUGUGGAUUCACUCCUCAACACACCGGUGGACUAAAGUAGUGAACUAUUUGUCUUUCGUGAACGUGACACUUUUUUGCUGAUUUGCCGUGUCGGGUGGUGGAGGGUUACGACACAUCUAACCCAAAAACGUUUAUUUUGAAUGAAUGAAAUGACGAUUAUUCUAAUUGUUUGACUUGCAUCACACUGAGAUUUUUGCACACAGCGUUGUAAUACUUUUUUUUCUGGAAGAUUUGCUGGUUUAUCCAGGAUGUUUCUGUUGCACGUCGUCGCUUUAAGAUGUUCUCUGUUCAUACUUAGUUUGUUGCGGUUGCACCCGACUUAAGAGCCGAAUUGUUCACAGGGCUACACAAAAUAAAUGAAACUGGAACUGUCUUAAAAUGUAUUUUCAUUAUAUCAUGUGAACAUGGAUGACUUAGAUAUGAAUUAAAUAUUGUAGUUCUGCUUUAAUGGCAAUCAAAUUGGCUACCUGCACAGCUCCUCAGGCAGCUUUGAGCCAGCAGUGACUAGCUAUCAAUACCUGAAAGAUUGGGGGGCCCUUUGGCCAAUGGCCAGACGAGUUGUCAUCUCUGCAGCAUGAUGCUAAUUAAUGAUUUUGAAAUGCCAGUUUUUCUAAAUUGUCACUGAUUAUCACUGUAUAUAAGACUAUACUUUUUAAAACCGCUUUUCUUUCAUUACUGGUAACAUUGUAAACAAUGAUUAUAAGCCAUUUGCCUGUUUUUCACAUAUACGAUGUUAACAAUA